This is a messenger RNA of Lindgomyces ingoldianus, 1254 nucleotides long. Its product is annotated as putative O-methyltransferase. Gene Ontology annotation, molecular function: O-methyltransferase activity. NCBI's taxonomy places the organism in Eukaryota, Fungi, Ascomycota, Dothideomycetes, Pleosporales, Lindgomycetaceae. The transcript is spliced from 3 exons. The coding region runs from base 1 to 1254 and encodes 417 amino acids. The record is from RefSeq and is a predicted model, not a curated record.
AUGUCUUCGCUUCGCAAGUUGGCACAAAUGAUCAGCGCGAUCGCCGAUCAGCUUGAGCAGCACAAAGAAUCCUGCGGUUCAGACGGCAGAACAGAAUCGAAGGAGUGGCUUCAAACCUUGCCAAAAGAGUUAGGACAAAGUCGUCUGGACCUCAUUGAUGCCAUCCAAGACUUGAAAACCCAAGUGCAGAGUACUGAAUCGUGCCUCGAAGACCUCCUAUUUAGUUAUGCCAAUACCACCUCUCUUCACAUUAUUUAUGCAUUGAGGCUUCCCCAGUAUAUACCAGUUACCGAAUGUGCAUCGUACAGCAGCAUAGCAGAGUCAUGUGGAGUCAAUGAGGCUGUGUUGCGCCGAUUGUUCCAUUAUGCUAUGACGAAUCGCCUGUUCACUGAGCCGAAACCAGGAUACGUGGCUCAUACUCCCAUGUCUCGACUUCUACUUUCGGAUUCGGAUGCUUUCGAUGCUCUUGGAAUGACUCUUGAGGAAAUGAUGCCUGCUUCUCAUGAACUCUUGGCGGCAAUCAACAAAUACCCUAAAUCAGUUGAGCCAAAUGAGACGGCCUAUAACAUUGCUCAUGACACCAACCUACCUCUGUACCAGUUUUUAGCUAAGAAUCCGGAACGAGCUCGUCGAUUUGGUGCUGGCAUGAAAUACUUCACACGAGGUGAUCACACCGACCUCAAACACGUUCUCGAAGCGUUUCCGUGGAAGGAUUAUGAUCGGGACAAUGUUCUCAUGGUGGAUGUGGGAGGGGGCCAUGGCGUUGUGACUGCUAAGAUUGCAGAUGCAACUUCAAAGAUACGCUUCAUCGUUCAGGACUUGGCACAGGCUGUGGAGGUUGGGAGGUCGUCACUUCCGCCAAUCUUGAAAUCCAGAGUGGAGUUUAUGACCCACGAUUUCUUCCAGGAUCAGGUUGUAAAGCAUGCGGAUAUAUACUUCUUCAGGUGGAUCAUGCACAACUGGAGCGACAAAUAUUGCCUACAGAUCUUGCGGAGUCUUACACCGGCGAUGAAACCUAGAGCUAAGGUUUUGCUUUAUGAACAUGUUCUCCCAGAUGUCCCGAAUGACAAACCAAGCCAAAAAGGCGGAAUGUACCUAGAUAUGGUAAUGUUGGGUUGCUGCAAUGGUUGCGUACGUACCGAAAAAGAUUGGCAGAAGUUGUUCUUGGACGCAGAUGCAAAUUUUACUUUGGAAGGCAUUAGAAGAGUUCCUGGGAGUUCGUUGAGCCUCAUUGAGGCUACGUGGAAGGAGUGA